Messenger RNA from Nicrophorus vespilloides, 1398 nucleotides. RefSeq names its product cytoplasmic tRNA 2-thiolation protein 2-A (gene Ctu2). Gene Ontology annotation, molecular function: sulfurtransferase activity; tRNA binding. Gene Ontology annotation, biological process: tRNA wobble position uridine thiolation. The transcript has 6 exons. Gene Ontology annotation, cellular component: cytosol. Bases 91 to 1311 code for a protein of 406 amino acids. NCBI's taxonomy places the organism in Eukaryota, Metazoa, Arthropoda, Insecta, Coleoptera, Silphidae. The record is from RefSeq and is a predicted model, not a curated record.
ACCAAAUAUACGUGUCUCACUAUUUGAACAUAACCUUAAAUAAAUCUUAUUUAUGUUGAUUUUCAUGCUGGACAAUUGAUCUGUAUCAAGAUGUGUAGCGUUGGCGAUGAUAAUUUGGAGGAGAAGACGUCCAAGUACAUGGAACCAGUUCCAAAGUUCAAAUUGGACGACAACAAAUGCAACAAGUGCCGAGCGUCAACACCGUGUAUAGUUUUAAGGGGUAAAGAUGCCUAUUGUCAAGCUUGUUUCCUUUCUGGAACCACGCACAAGUUUAAAGCGUUUUUGGGUAAACAUAGAUUCGUCUACCCAAAUGAUAAAGUGUUGGUGUAUCACACUGAGGGACAUCCAAGCACUUCCCUGUUACAUUUCCUGAGAUCUGGCCUGGACUUGUCAACACCAAAGAAGUUGAGAUUUGAACCAAUUGUCAUUUACAUUGAAGACAAAAUUGAUCUAAGCUCAGAAGAACGAAGUGAUGCUGCUGAGUUUAUCAGAAAACAGGUUGAAGAGUACAAGUUUCCCUUGCACUACAUUUCCCUUUGUGAUUGUGUGAAGAAAAAUAAUAAAGUUGCAGAGUGUCUGGUUGAUGAUAUAUCUAAACUUUCUAUUGGGGACAAUGAUAAAGAAAACUUAAAUCAAGUACUCAAUUCCAAAGCCAAUACAACUAACAAAAGGGAUAUACUUAAAAUCUACAAAAAAACAAUUCUCAUUGAGGCUGCAAAACAUCUAGGAUGUAAAGUGGUCUUCACGCCUGAAUUGGGCAUCGAUAUAGCCUCACAACUGUUGACCAACGUUUCUUUGGGUCGUGGCAUUCACCUUGCACUGGAUGUGGGCAUAUGCGACAAUCGCGAUGAAGAUGUAAAGAUUGUGAGACCGCUCAGGCAUUUUGAAAUUAAAGAGUUAGCUAUGUACAAUCACUUUAACCGCUUGGAAGUGGUGGCAAAGAAAGAGAAACUGGAAAAUAUCUACAGCAGUGUGCAGAGUCUCAUGAAGAAUUUCGUUGGAGGAUUGCAGAACAAUUUUCCGGCAACGAUAACUACAAUAGUUAGGACUGGUGAUAAGUUGGCCAUGGAGAAGAGCCUCGAGGACAAUCCCAGAUGCGUUUUGUGUCGUGGACCGCAGGAGAACCGUAACGAGGAGCUGACGUCUGCCGAGUCGACGAGCUUCUCUCACUGGGUCUCCACACGUUCACCUCAAUACUCUAUGACGCCUGUGGAAAGAUACGAAAAAUCUUUAGAAUCCUUCAGCGUCGCCGGGGAUUCCCCUUACUGCUUCGCCUGUGAACGUCUGAGCCAUGAUUUAGUAGUUUCUUAGAGUAAAUGUUUUUGAUCGCGGCGCGGAAUGUCUGUAGAGUGUGUAGACGGAUGGGUGGAUCAUCAUCGUCGUGAUGAUCAAUUGGUG